AUGGGCUUGCGCAACUGCCUCGACGGCAAUAAUAUGUCAGGACAACGCAAUCUCCCCCCUGAAAUCGGGGAGCAGCCCCAACAGCCAGACUUGGAGGCCCCAGGGCCAGCUGCCCCCGGUGCUGGGCCUGGCCCAGCCGAAGAGAUGGAGACCGAACCGCCUGACGGCCAGCCCUUCCCCAUCGAGGCUGACGGCGACGCCUGUGGGACCCCAGAGGUCUCUGGGCCCACCUUGCAGGGCCUGCACUCGGCUGUGGGUGAGGGACAAGGACACCGAAGCUACAGUCCACCUCCCGAAGAAGCCAUGCCAUUCGAGGUCCAGCAGCCCUGCGUGGGAGGCUUCCGGCCUACGUUGGAGCAGCCAGGAUCCUGCCCUGGUGCCGGCACAGGCCUCAAGGCCUCUGACCCAGCAAGCGUGGACCCGGGAGCCUUUGCCAGUGCCGGACCAGGCCUGGGAGGCUACAGCCCUCCACCAGAAGAGGCCAUGCCUUUCGAGUUGGAGCAGCCUGCUGCCCAGGGAGGCAGCAGCCAGCCCACCCUGCAGGUCCCAGACCUUGCACCGGGCGGUCCAGGCAUGGGGGUCCCUGGAACUCCUCCCAAGGAGUCCGGAGCCCUCCACCCUGGCAAUGCCAGCCUCGGAGGAGGCUACAGCCCUCCCGCUGAAGAGGCUAUGCCAUUUGAGCUUGGUGGAGAAGCAUCUGGGGACGACAGCCCACCCCCCGGGCUUCCCCGAGUUCUCCCACAAGUGUCUGCCGGCGGCGGCGGUAGCGGCCAGUUCGCGGCAACCACGGCCCAGAGUGCGAUCUGCCUCACUCCCGCCGAGAACGCGCCUCCCUUCUGGGUCCCUGGCGCCAUCGGCAGUCCAUCUGGAAAAGCUGUCGGAUUUGCUAACUUCGUGGGAGACAGCCCCCCGGUGGAGAUCUCCGGACCCCCGCUCGAGAUUGACAGCCCCCCCGUUGGGGUCGACGACGCUCCCGUCAACAUGGACAGCCCCCCAAUCGCAAGUGACGGCCCGCCCACCCCCGUCCCCGGAGCUCCAGAUAAGAGGGAGCGCGCGGGGAGACCCCCAGUUGAGGGAGAAGCAGCCGACAUGGAAGCAGGCUCGCUCGGAACCUCUGCGGAGAAAGGAGAAGUCCCCGCUCCGGGGGACGGAGCCUCGGCCGCUCCAGCCGCUUCCGACACCGGGGCUGCGCCUGCCGCCCCAGGCGAGCCCGAAGCCGGGGCAGCCCCUGCCGCCCCGGCAGCUCCCGACGCUGCUGAGGGAGCCCCAGCCGCUCCCGACACCGGGGCCGUGCCUGCCGCCCCAGCAGAUCCCGAAGCCGGGGCUGUGCCUGCCGCCCCAGGCGAGCCCGAAGCCCGGGCAGCCGCUGCCGCUGCCGUUGCUGACGCUAGCGGAGCCCCUGGCACCCCGGCCGCUCCUGACGCCGGCGGAGCCCCCGAUGCCCCGGCCGCUGAUGACGCGGGUGCAGCCCCUGAUGCCCCGGCCCAACACGCCGCAGCCGCAGCCGGGGCAGCCAAGGCAGCCCCCGCCGCCCGGGCAGCCCCAAUCGCGCCUGCCUCCGGGGCUAGACGCAGGCUCCAGCACCUCAGGCCCCCCAGCCCCGAGAUCCAGGCUGCUGACCCGCCUACUCCGCGGCCUGGUCGUGCGGCUGCAUGGCGGGGCAAGGCUGAGCGCGGUCGCAGUCGCGGCCGCAGCCGGCGCCGCUACGGCGACGACACCGACGAGGCGGCAGCCAGCAGCGACGACGACUCCUCCACCGGAGACGAGUCCGAGGCCGGGACCACUGGAUGCUUCCACUGGUUCCAGCGGCGAACUCGCCGCCGCCGAAAGCCCCGCCGUAACUUGCUCCGCAACUUCCUCGUGCAGGCCUUCGGGGGCUGCUUCGGUGGUCGAGCUGAGAGCCCCCACCCCAAGCCCCCGAGCCCCAGCAAGGCCAAGAAGAUUUCUCUGGCGGAGAAGCGCAGACAGAUGCGCAAGGAAGCCAUGGAGAAGCGCGCCCAGAAACGCGCAGAGAAGAAACGCAGCAAACUCAUCGACAAGCAGCUCCAGGCCGAAAAGAUGGGCUACAUGUGCACACACCGUCUGCUGCUUCUAGGUGCUGGGGAAUCUGGUAAAAGCACCAUUGUGAAGCAGAUGAGGAUCCUGCAUGUUAAUGGGUUUAAUGGAGAGGGCGGCGAAGAGGACCCGCAGGCUGCCAGGAGCAACAGCGAUGGUGAGAAGGCCACCAAAGUGCAGGACAUCAAGAACAACCUGAAGGAGGCCAUUGAAACCAUCGUGGCCGCCAUGAGCAACCUGGUGCCCCCUGUGGAGCUGGCCAACCCUGAGAACCAGUUCAGAGUGGACUACAUCUUGAGCGUGAUGAACGUGCCUGACUUUGAUUUCCCUCCCGAAUUCUAUGAGCAUGCCAAGGCUCUGUGGGAGGAUGAAGGCGUGCGGGCCUGCUACGAGCGCUCCAAUGAGUACCAGCUGAUCGACUGCGCCCAGUAUUUCCUGGACAAGAUUGACGUGAUUAAGCAGGCUGACUACGUCCCCAGCGACCAGGACCUGCUUCGCUGCCGCGUCCUGACCUCUGGAAUCUUUGAGACCAAGUUCCAGGUGGACAAAGUCAACUUCCACAUGUUCGAUGUGGGCGGCCAGCGCGAUGAGCGCCGCAAGUGGAUCCAGUGCUUCAAUGACGUGACCGCCAUCAUCUUCGUGGUGGCCAGCAGCAGCUACAACAUGGUCAUCCGGGAGGACAACCAGACCAACCGCCUGCAGGAGGCGCUGAACCUCUUCAAGAGCAUCUGGAACAACAGGUGGCUGCGCACUAUCUCCGUGAUCCUGUUCCUCAACAAGCAGGACCUGCUGGCUGAGAAGGUCCUCGCCGGGAAAUCGAAGAUCGAGGACUACUUUCCCGAAUUUGCUCGUUACACUACUCCCGAGGAUGCUACUCCCGAGCCCGGAGAGGACCCACGCGUGACCCGGGCCAAGUACUUCAUCCGCGACGAGUUCCUGAGAAUCAGCACUGCUAGUGGAGAUGGGCGCCACUACUGCUAUCCUCACUUCACCUGCGCCGUGGACACGGAGAACAUCCGCCGCGUGUUCAACGACUGCCGUGACAUCAUCCAGCGCAUGCACCUGCGCCAGUACGAGCUGCUGUGAGAAGGGAACCCCUAAAUUUAAGUAAAGCCUUAAGCACAAUUAAUUAAAAGUAAAAGUAAUUGUACAAGCAGUUAAUCACCCACCAUAGGGCAUGAUUAACAACGCAACCUUUCCUUUCCCCGAGUGAUUCUAAAAAACCCCCCCUUCCCUCCAGCUUGCUUCAAUAUUCCAAAUUUAGAAAGCUUAAGGCGGCCUGCAGAAAAAGAAAAAG
Molecule: messenger RNA, 3352 nt
Organism: Ochotona princeps (American pika)
Lineage: Eukaryota; Metazoa; Chordata; Mammalia; Lagomorpha; Ochotonidae
Gene: GNAS
Product: GNAS complex locus
Exons: 13
Coding region: 1-3141 (1046 amino acids)
Biological process (GO): sensory perception of chemical stimulus; adenylate cyclase-activating dopamine receptor signaling pathway
Cellular component (GO): heterotrimeric G-protein complex
Molecular function (GO): ionotropic glutamate receptor binding; GTPase activity; D1 dopamine receptor binding
Source: RefSeq, a predicted model, not a curated record